Messenger RNA from Acomys russatus (golden spiny mouse), 1066 nucleotides. It is a transcript of the gene Bud23, whose product is annotated as BUD23 rRNA methyltransferase and ribosome maturation factor. Bases 206 to 1051 code for a protein of 281 amino acids. Gene Ontology annotation, biological process: rRNA (guanine-N7)-methylation. The transcript has 12 exons. The record is from RefSeq and is a predicted model, not a curated record. Lineage: Eukaryota; Metazoa; Chordata; Mammalia; Rodentia; Muridae. Gene Ontology annotation, cellular component: nucleolus. Gene Ontology annotation, molecular function: rRNA (guanine) methyltransferase activity.
UGCGGCGGGUGCCGGGCGGCGCCAAGCCGGCCAAUGAAAGCCGAGAAUCCUGGGCGGCGCCCCGCCCCCCGCCUUAUAGCCAAUCAAAUAAAAGGAAAAGCGGGGAAAAUUUAGAGCCACCGCUAGGAUGCGGUCGCAGGUUGGUGCUGACGUCAAAAUAUCGCGCUUGGACUAGCCGGCACCAGCGUGCUGCGGUACCCUAGAGAUGGCGUCUCGUAGCCGGAGACCCGAACACAGCGGACCGCCAGAGCUGUUUUAUGAUCAGAAUGAAGCCCGGAAAUACGUUCGCAACUCACGGAUGAUUGACAUCCAGACCAAGAUGACCGAGCGAGCGUUGGAGCUCCUCAGUUUGCCGGAGGGUCAGCCCUCUUACCUGCUGGACAUAGGCUGUGGUUCUGGAUUGAGUGGGGAUUACAUCUCAGAUGAGGGACACUAUUGGGUGGGCAUCGACAUCAGCUCUGCCAUGUUAGAUGCCGCCUUGGACCGAGACACAGAAGGAGACCUGCUGCUAGGGGACAUGGGCCAGGGAAUCCCUUUCAGACCAGGCUCUUUCGAUGGCUGCAUCAGCAUCUCUGCCGUGCAGUGGCUCUGCAAUGCAAACAAGAAGUCGGAUGUCCCUGCCAGGCGCCUCUACCACUUCUUCUCUUCCCUGUACUCUGUCCUUGUCCGUGGGGCACGUGCCGUCCUGCAGCUAUACCCUGAGAACUCGGAGCAGCUGGAGCUGAUCACAGUCCAGGCCACGAGGGCAGGCUUCACUGGCGGCGUGGUAGUGGACUUCCCCAACAGCGCCAAGGCAAAGAAGUUCUACCUCUGUCUGUUUUCUGGGCCUUCCACCUCCCUGCCAAAGGGGCUGACUGAAAGUCAGGAUGCAGACCAGGCCACUGAAUCCACUUUCACCAGUGAGAGGGCUCCACACAAGAAGGCGCGGCGGGACCUGGUGAAGAAGAGCCGGGAGUGGGUCCUAGAGAAGAAGGAGAGGCGCAGGCGCCAGGGCAAGGAGGUCAGACCUGACACCCAGUACACCGGCCGCAAGCGCAAGCCCCGCUUCUGAGGGUGCUGCAUCUAA